Molecule: messenger RNA, 1650 nt
Organism: Esox lucius (northern pike)
Lineage: Eukaryota; Metazoa; Chordata; Actinopteri; Esociformes; Esocidae
Product: SUN domain-containing protein 2-like
Exons: 2
Coding region: 1-1650 (549 amino acids)
Source: RefSeq, a predicted model, not a curated record
AUGACACAGAGGAAUGACACCAUUUCACAGAGGAAUGACACCAUGUCACAAAGAAAUGACACCAUGUCACAGAGGAAUGACACCAUGACACAGAGGAAUGACACCAUGACACAGAGGAAUGACACCGUGUCACAGAGGAAUGACACCAUGUCACAGAGGAAUGACACCAUGUCACAAAAGAAUGACGCCAUGUCACAGAGGAAUGACACCAUGACACAGAGGAAUGACACCAUGACACAGAGGAAUGACACCAUGUCACAAAAGAAUGACGUCAUGUCACAGAGGAAUGACACCAUGUCACAGAGGAAUGACACCAUGUCACAGAGGAAUGACACCAUGUCACAAAAGAAUGAUGCCAUGUCACAGAGGAAUGACACCAUGACACAGAGGAAUGACACCAUGUCACAGAGGAAUGACACCAUGUCACAGAGGAAUGACGCCAUGUCACAGAGGAAUGACACCAUGUCACAAAAGAAUGACGCCAUGUCACAGAGGAAUGACACCAUGUCACAAAGGAAUGACGCCAUGUCACAGAGGAAUGACACCAUGACACAGAGGAAUGACACCAUGACACAGAGGAAUGACACCAUGACACAGAGGAAUGACACCAUGUCACAGAGGAAUGACGCCAUGUCACAGAGGAAUGACGCCAUGUCACAGAGGAAUGACACCAUGACACAGAGGAAUGACACCAUGUCACAAAGGAAUGACACCAUGACACAGAGGAAUGACACCAUGACACAGAGAAAUGACACCAUAUCACAGAGGAAUGACACCAUGACACAGAGGAAUGACAUGAUGUCACAAAAGAAUGACGCCAUGUCACAGAGGAAUGACACCAUGUCACAGAGGAAUGACACCAUGUCACAGAGGAAUGACACCAUGACACAGAGGAAUGACACCAUGUCACAAAGGAAUGACGCCAUGUCACAGAGGAAUGACAACAUGACACAGAGGAAUGACACCAUGACACAGAGGAAUGACACCAUGACACAUAGGAAUGACACCAUGACACAAAGGAAUGACGCCAUGUCACAGAGGAAUGACACCAUGUCACAGAGGAAUGACACCAUGUCACAAAGGAAUGACGCCAUGUCACAGAGGAAUGACAACAUGACACAGAGGAAUGACACCAUGACACAGAGGAAUGACACCAUGACACAGAGGAAUGACACCAUGACACAGAGGAAUGACACCAUGUCACAUGGGAAUGACACCAUGUCACAAAGGAAUGACACCAUGUCACAAGGGAAUGACACCAUGUCACAAAGGAAUGACACCAUGUCACAGAGGAAUGACACCAUGUCACAAAGGAAUGACACCAUGUCACAGAGGAAUGACACCAUGUCACAGAGGAAUGACACCAUGUCACAGAGGAAUGACACCAUGUCACAGAGGAAUGACACCAUGACACAGAGGAAUGACACCAUGACACAGAGGAAUGACACCAUGACACAGAGGAAUGACACCAUGUCACAAAGGAAUGACAACAGGACACAAAGGAAUGACACCAUGACACAAAAGAAUGACACCAUGUCACAGAGGAAUGACACCAUGUCACAAAGGAAUAACGCCCUUCCACAAGAGUCCCUCCCAUACCACCCGGAGUCCCUCCCAUACCACCCGGGGUCCCUCCCAUACCACCUGUGA